UCGAAGGUUUUGUGGCUGGGUUGGUGUCCCAGUCCCUCCUCUGGAAGUCCUGGUUGCAGGAAGUGGCCAAUCCAGGCUCUAUAUACCCCAUUACUAGGAGUCUUAACUUAUACAAGGCAUUUCUAUAAGCUAUGUGUGAAAGUGAAGAUCGAUAACCAAAGGCUGACUAACACAGGAAGAGUUCUCAUCACCAGAGGAAAGGGAAGUCUCAGUGACAAGCUGGUCAAAGGAUGGUUGUCUCAAGGGCUCCAGCGCCUGACUCCGCUGGUCAGAUGAUGGUCUGGCUGUUUCCACUUGUCUUCUGCCUUGGCUCAGGGAAUGAAGUUUCACAAAGCACCCAAAGCCCAAAGGUGGUGAAUGGUGUCCUAGGGGGGUCUGCAACUCUUCUUCUGGAGCUUCCUGCAGGAAAGGAGACCAGUGUCAUCGUCUGGCAUCAUGAAGCAGAAGCAUCACAGGUCACUGCAAUCCUUAUCGUCCAGCUAAAUAAGUCUGAAACUCCACACAUCAUCAAAACUAAUCCAAAGGAGGGAGAGCGACUGAGCAUCACCCAGUCCUACUCCUUGCAAGUCAACAACCUCACAAUGGCAGAUGCAGGAGUGUACAAAGCACAGAUAACCACAGAAGACUCUACACAUGACUUCUCUAUUUAUACACUGAGGGUCUUUGAACAACUGAGUAACUUAAAAGUUACCAACCAUACUCGCCUGUUUGAGAAUGGGACCUGUGAGAUCCACCUGACCUGUAUUGUGGAGGAUCCAAAGCAUACUGCCUCAGUUGGGUGGCGGGACUCAGGAAGUAUCUCUUUAGGGAAACCAAAUCUCACUGUCUCCUGGGACCCGAAGAAUUCCAGUGAUCAGAGUUAUACCUGCCAAGCUGAGAACGCUGUCAGUAAUCUGUCCGUCUCUGUCUCUGCCCAGAGUCUUUGCAAAGGUGUUUUACCUAAGAAAAAUCUACAGUGGCAUCAAAUGUUUAUAAUUGUUGGUACUUUGCUGGUUAUGGUCAUUGUGUGCAUAUGCAUGUGUCUUUGGAAGAAAAAAACAGGUUCUCUUUUUUUGGCUAGUCAACAUCCAGAUUCCUCCCAGAACACAGAUUCUCCAGGGUCUCCGGGGAACAAUACUGUGUAUGCACAAGUCACUCAUCCUAUGCAGGAAAUGGAAACCCCAAAAUCUAUAAAAAAUGAUUCUAUGACAAUUUACUCCAUAGUUAAUCAUUCCAGAGAGCCCAUUUCUCCCAGGAUGAAUACUCUUAAGGACAUCUAGUAAGUUGGUGGAGGACUUUAAAGGAAUUCAUAAGGAACGCAUCUACUGACCCUUUAGAAGAGAACAGAAAAGCCUGGUUUCCUACUGGCAAUGGAAUCUGGAUAUCCAGGGUUAUCGUGUCAGACUUGGUCCUGCAUACACAGAUCAGAUGCUUGGAGAGUACCAAGAUCUCCAGUGUGGAAAUUCCAUAACUGCCUUCCAAUCUACUCCAGGACAAAUCCUGUUUUGGAUAACACACCUACAUAUUGUUUUCUCUUUGAUAACUAAACAGAGUUUUGACUAACAGGUUAUAAUUCUGCAGGUAAUUAUUUCUCUCCUUCUAGAAGGCAAGUAGGAGGUAAUUGGUUGGAAAUAGAGUGUGAUGUUUUUGUUUAGUGUGUAGUGUCUGGCGUUGGAUGGGUCCACACUCAUGUCCUACAAAUCAUUUACUAGACAGACAGGCCUCCUGGGAUGUUUCCUGUUAUUGGUGCUUGGAUCUCAUAGCCAAAAAAUAAGAAGAGGACAUUGCUAAAGUCAGGAAUCAAAACCAUCACUGAUUACAGCCUCUCUAUCACCAAGGCCUAUAGCCUCUACCUCCAACGUACAUUAAACAUGUCUAUCUCUUUCCAACUUGUAGAUCAUCAUCCUAAAUCCAACCCUCCCCCAUCUGGAACCUGAAUACACCAACCACCUCUAAAUAUCUCUUCUAGUUUUUCUCUUGUCUCCCUGCAGCCCAUGGCCCAAAAGACAAACAGUAUAGACCAGCUCUUUCUCUGACUUGCUCAUAACCAAGCAGACUCCUCAUGUCACUAUGAGUCUAAGCCAGUCUCCAUGGCCCAGGAAACUCUGCUAGCCUUACUCUCUCCAUUCUCUAUUUGGCCUCUGUGAUCUCUCAGCUCCGCUUUGCAAGAAGAACAUUCUCUAUAUUACAGUGAUUUACAUCUGCCUCAAGGCCCUUCCUGUGCCUGUGGGUUCAUCCUAUUCUUUAUAUUUCUAUUUAAACACUUCAGAUUCUGGAAGAGAUCUUCCCAGGGCACUCUACCUGAAGUAGGUUUCCUUAUUAUUCUCUCAAUCUUCCAUGUUGUUUAUCAUGUCAUUGAAUAUUUAUUUUUAAUAUCUGUUUCCAUCAUUAGAGCAUAAGUUGUUGGGAUCAGAAACAAUAAUUAUUUUAUUGCUGGUACAUUGUGUUAAUUAAUUACAUUGUGUUAAUUAAUACCUAGCACAUUAUAAGUGUUCAAACAGUAUUUUAAUAAAUGAAUGUAUAUGUAA
This is a messenger RNA of Phodopus roborovskii (desert hamster), 2507 nucleotides long. RefSeq names its product SLAM family member 6 (gene Slamf6). Gene Ontology annotation, cellular component: external side of plasma membrane. The transcript has 8 exons. Gene Ontology annotation, biological process: positive regulation of type II interferon production; T cell activation; T-helper 17 cell lineage commitment. The coding region runs from base 231 to 1259 and encodes 342 amino acids. Lineage: Eukaryota; Metazoa; Chordata; Mammalia; Rodentia; Cricetidae. The record is from RefSeq and is a predicted model, not a curated record.